Drosophila kikkawai is the source of this 1081-nucleotide messenger RNA. RefSeq names its product Ribosome production factor 2-like protein Non3 (gene Non3). Gene Ontology annotation, cellular component: nucleolus. Gene Ontology annotation, biological process: ribosomal large subunit assembly; maturation of LSU-rRNA from tricistronic rRNA transcript (SSU-rRNA, 5.8S rRNA, LSU-rRNA). The record is from RefSeq and is a predicted model, not a curated record. Lineage: Eukaryota; Metazoa; Arthropoda; Insecta; Diptera; Drosophilidae. Gene Ontology annotation, molecular function: rRNA binding.
GAGCCAAAUUUUCCUCUGGCUACACUGCUUACACGUGCGUUUCAAUUUAACAUUAGUUGUUCUGUUUUUAUUAAAUAAAGCAUUGAAACAUGUCGCUUUUACGCAUCAGGAAACCAAAAACCCGCAAGGGAAAGAAGGUUCUGCUGGCCAGGGAGCCACAGUUGAUUGAAUCUGCCCGAACAAUGCUUUUUCUGGACGGACGGAAAUGCGGCGGCAAUGUGAAGCUGUGUAUGAAGGACCUUCAAGCGCUUAAGAAGCCUCUUGUGAAAGUGCUGAACCGCAAGAAUGAUAUAACACCCUUUGACGAUCCUUCCUCCCUAGAGUUUUUAACAAUGAAGAACGAUGCGUCGCUGUUUUCCUUUGGUUCCACAUCGAAGAAGCGUCCUGACAACAUAAUUUUAGGCAGGAUUUUCGAGAAUGAAGUGCUGGACAUGUUCGAGUUGGGCAUUAAGAGAUAUCAGGCCAUUUCCGAGUUCAAAAAUGAGAAGAUUGGCACCUGCGUGAAACCCUGCCUGGUGUUCAACGGACCACAGUGGUCACAGACUGAGGAACUGCGACGACUUCGAAACCUCUUCAUCGACACAUUUCAGCGGGAGAAGGUGGAGUCGAUUCGUCUCCAGGGAAUCGAGCAUGUCCUCAGCUUCACGGUGACCGACGACAUGAACAUCCUGAUGCGCUCCUAUAGGAUCCUGCUGAAGAAAUCGGGACAGCGGACACCCCGCAUCGAGUUGGAGGAGAUCGGACCCUCGGCUGACUUUGCCAUAAGGCGGACAAAGAUCGCCAGCGAGGAUCUAUACAAGCAGGCGCGCAAGCAACCCAAGCAACUGAAGGUCGGUAAGAAGAAGAACAUCAGCACAGACGCCUUGGGCAAUACCAAGGGACGCGUCCAUUUGGGCAAGCAGCAGACAGGAUCGAUUCAGACGCGACGCGUUAAGGCGCUGCGAAAGACCCCCGAGGAAAAGAAGGAAAACCGGCAGCGCAAGAAGGUAGCGCUGAAGACAGCCGCUGCCGAAGCUCUUGCAGCUUCGCAAUGAUUUCAUUACAUGCAACACUUUUUAUAGUUAGUUUUAGUUUUAAUAAA